This is a messenger RNA of Haliotis rubra (blacklip abalone), 3788 nucleotides long. RefSeq names its product glutamate-rich protein 6-like. Bases 99 to 2390 code for a protein of 763 amino acids. The transcript has 16 exons. NCBI's taxonomy places the organism in Eukaryota, Metazoa, Mollusca, Gastropoda, Lepetellida, Haliotidae. The record is from RefSeq and is a predicted model, not a curated record.
GGCACGUGAUCGUCGCUAUAAACAAACUAGGUAAUGGCGGACCGAUAACACGAGAUUCUUACAUUCGAUCAGUGCCAGGCAGUGCAGAGGUGUCAAACAUGGAGGAGGAUGAGGCACCUGUAUCUUCCCCGAGUCCAGGAUCUGGGAAAAGGAAAAGUGUGGAAUUCUUGGACAAUAAGGAAGAAAGGGAUACCGACAUUGGAGCGGGUGGGAGCCCAGAAGUUGACAACAGGGCAGAAGAUGGACCCGAUAAUGACUUUGCUACAGACAGUGAGAGCGAAGUGGAUAUCGGUGUCAAGCCAAUUGAAGACACUUCCUCAGAAGCCUCUUCUGCUGCACUGGACAUGCCCGGUCAUGGCCGAUCUCAUCCAAAGAUUGCACGUGGCUUCCGACCAGAAAUAUUUGAUGAUGACGGAAUAGCACUAGCAGAAAGCAGAACAUCGAAACGUUCCGUGACCUUCACCCCCAAACCACCAAGUGAUAUGUUAAGCUCCAGAUCACCAGCUGUUAAGGAAACAGCAAAACGGCAGACUUACGAUGGGCGUGAGAUCACCGUGGUUACGCUGGAAACACAGACUGACUGGCAGUGGUUGAAAGACGCUGUAGAUACCGGACUAGGCACACACAUCACUACUGGUGCAGUCGGUGGCAGUGAGACAAAGAAAGAGAAAAGUGACCUCAAAUCUAUACUGGUGAAGCCGGACAGUCGGGAGACGACCAGCCUGUCGAAGGCGGACGCCACAGAUUCUGUGUCGGCAGAUGACCGCAUGGCUCCGACCACGCCCUACACCCCGUACAGUGAUGAAUUCGGCAUCCCCAUCCUUGACAUCAGCUCCGACUCUGAAGAUAGUUCAGAUGAGGACUCCAGCAGGAAAGACGCGGAUGAUCGUAACUUUCUACCAAGUAUCGGUCCCCCUCAAAUCCUACAGUACAUCCGAGAGUCCGAGCUUGCUGAUAUUGAAGUGGAGGACCCCGAGAAGCGGCGGGAGAAGGAAGGGACCGACAUCACAGACUACCCCGUGGACGAGUGUGGCCGCAUGUACGGCAUGUUCGGGGGCAAGUGUGAGUUCUGCAGGCAGGACAUAAAACCAUUCCCCUCGCUGGAACGCCAGCGACAACUGCCCCCGCAUGAACUGUACUGCUGCGAGGAAUAUCGAGACUUUGUAAACUUCGCAACCACCACGGCCAUGGAUCUGGAGGAGGAGACAAAGCAUGCUAACAAGCUGAUCAACAUCAAACCUCACGCUCACUUCGGCAACAAGAAUGACAGAAAGGCAGCGAAAGAGAGAGCAGUGCAGAGAAUGCGUGAGAGAGAACUCCAACGAAGACAGCAGGAGGCUAGCGGCUUGCAACAGAACUUCUACAGCUCAUCAGGGGGCGCUGGAGGGCACGUCGGGGGCGUCAUGCCCUCUGCGCGGGCUACACAGGUCGCGGCUAUUAAAGCCAACAUUAUACCUGCCCAAGGAAUCUCCUAUAAGGACGGUGUUGCUCGCCAAAUGAAGACGAUCAACUACCAGUUGUCGUCGCAGAGAUGUCUGGAGGAGGGCUGGACAUUGCGGCCGCCAAGCCCACUUAACAAUGAGGAUGAAGACAUUGAUGUCUUCAUACCUGAACCGUUAAACCCGGCUAUGAUGGGCACAGGGAGGUUGCAUGAACGACCAUUGAUACAAAAGUUUUAUGAGGAUGGGAAGAAAUUCCUGACAGUAUUCCCUGAUGGAUCUGGCAAUGUGUUCUACCCUAAUGGUCAGAUCGCCAUCCUCAUCAGCUAUGUUAGCCUUGGUCAGUACAUCUACGUAGUGCAUGACGAAAAUCCGAGCCGCACAGUCAAGGCCGUGUUUGAACCCAGUGGAUAUGGGUCCUGUUACCAUAACAAUGGAAUAGUGAGGUUAUACUUUGACCAGCUGGGUGGUAUCGAACUGGACGUUCAUGGGGGCCGGAGAAGGAAGUGGACGUGGAAGGACCAAGAGACUCACGUCCAUGCUCCGCCCUUCCAGCCAAUUUGCUUCGGCCUGAACCGCUACAUCGGCGUCCGCGUGAUGAAUCAGGACAGCAUCGCUCUCACCCUCACAGCCAGGAAGAGGAGCUGCAGGUUUAAUGUGGGCUCACGUCUCAAGCUGGUGGCUCCAGAAAAUAUCCCACCCAAGGAGAUUGAUGAGGCAACCCUGUUCUUGGAUGAGCGAAAGGCUUAUGUCGAAUCAAUACUUGACAAGGUGUCUAACCUGCUGAAGUUCCCCAAGUCACCCAAACUUGACAAGAUCCUCCCACCAAUCCACCUGACAUCCAAACUACAACGCACAGAGAAACUACGGCAGGAGAAGUCUGCUACCAGGCUGGCCAGGAGCAAGUCUGCACAAGGGAAGGGGUCACUUCCUGUCGUUACUGUCAACUAACUGACUCCCCUUUCCUGUCAUGUGCUUGUGCUUUAAGGGACCUUGUUUGUUAAGUACAUAUUACUCUUGUCACUGUGAUAAACAUUAAAAAGGUUUUUGGAGAUUUUGUUUUUUAAAUAUUGUUGAAAUAGUUGGGUUUUUUCCCUUUCUUAAAAAUAUUCAUGUGUAUGCAAAAGUACAUGUAUUUCUAAUACUGCCUUUUAUUGUGUUGAGGAAUAUGACAUUUUAAAAAAUUACCUGUAUUUAACGGAAGGUUUAUUCUAAUAUCCCUGAAUCUGUCUCAUAUUUAACAUUUAUUCUUUUAUACCUAAUGAACAUUUGAUAAUCUCAGUGGUCUCAACAUAUAUAAAUCUGCCAUCCUGACAGUAUUGUUCAGGCUGAUAUCAUGGACCACUGUACCACUGGUACUUAGGACUGGGGUCCCCUGCAAGAUUUAUUCAGUUUCACUUAUUUACUAAAUAUAUUCUGGAACAUUUACCCAGAUGUUAUACUUACUCUUUACUGAACGUUAUGCUAAUAACAUAUGACCUAUAGUAACUCCAUGGCAUGUACUCCCCAGUGUCUUAUUAACACCCUAUAGUGCCUACAUUGACCUGGGUUUGUGGGGAUUCUUAUUCUACCUCCCUAAUUCCCUUGUCUUCUUAUUCCCUUUGCUCAGAAAUCCCUUUUUAUUUUACUUAAAUUCUGCUGCCAAAAUUCACAGAAGUUUUGUACCUUUAUCUUUCCUUUAUCAAGUUUCUGUAAAUAUACCUGCAAAUGAUACUAUUCCAGUGGUCAGUUCUCCUUGCCAUGGCAGGUGACAGUGAUCUGUUCAUUAGAAUGCAAUAGCUUGUGUUGUACAGUGUAAAUAACAUUGCUUUGUAUACAAUGUAGAGAGUCUGGUUACUUGGAUGACUGAAUGUAGUGCUUGUAAAAACAGAUGUACAGUUGCAGUAUGUUGAAUAUUCUUACAGUAACAUUUUCAAAGAUUGAUGAGGGUUAAAAAAAUGAACAUUGCUUGACGAAGUUGAAAUCCAUAAUUAAAUGUUUCAUAUUCUAAUAUGACUUCAGUAAAUACUGGAGUGUGAUUGGUUAAUUUGUUAAGUGAUUCAGAGGUAUAUAAUCGUGUUAUAUACUUCCAAUUUUCCAGCACUGUAAGUAUUUUUUUUAAAUCUUAGUAACGCAGUUAUGGUAGAAUGGAGAUAAACAUACUGUGUUGGAAAUUCAGAGGUAUAUAACGAAAUUUAUAACAGCUCUAAAUUUCGUAUGUAAAACCUGAUUCUCUGCGUUCCAUUUUAAAUCAAAUUUAUUAUAUACAGUCGAGCACCGUUGUCUCGAUAUUCAUGGGACCAAGAAAAAAUAUCGAGUUAUCCGAACUUCGAGACAUCCGACCAGGGCAUAUCAGUAUGUUUUGAUUCA